AUGAGAAUCAACCACGUGCUCCCAAUUCUCCCCCUCGCCGGGCUGACCCUUGGGUGCAACCACCAUCACAACGAUAAGAAAUGGACUGCUGAAGAGUUGGCUGAGCUUGAGGCAAAAUGGGGUUUCGACUGGGCAUUCGGUGGUAUUGGCACUUUCGCGCACCUGAAUCACGUUAAAUGCUUGACAGAGCCAACAGAGCCUUACGACAUUGCCAUUAUAGGCGCUCCAUUCGACACCGCUGUGACGUAUCGUCCUGGCGCACGAUUCGGUCCACGCAGCAUUCGACAUGCCUCAGGGCGCCAGCACUCCCUUCGCGGCUACAAUCCCCGAGCAGACAUCAAUCCAUAUCAAAACUGGGCUAAGAUCGUGGACUGCGGAGAUAUCCCCAUAACACCUAUCGAUAACGAUAUUGCCCAGAAGCAGAUGACGCUGGCGCUGGAGCAAUUGGGAAUGCGUAGAACUGUGUCAUCUAUAUCUUCGAAGCCCAAGCUCUUCACGCUCGGUGGCGAUCACAGCUUGACUUUGCCGGCCCUUAGGGCAUUGAAGAAGGUCUAUGGAGAUCGUGAGAUCCAAGUCCUUCAUUUCGAUGCCCACCUGGACACUUGGAAUCCUCACGCAUAUCCCUCUUACUGGGGAACAACACCAUUCAACCAUGGAUCCAUGUUCUGGCUAGCCAACCAGGAAGGGCUUCUGUCCAACUCAUCAUCCCAUCCUUCGGUCCACGCUGGCUUGCGAACACGGCUCACGGGCAUACAAGACAACGAAGACGAUACUGCGCAGAAUUGGAUCAGAUUCUCCGCUGAUGAUAUCGACAAAAUUGGUACUCAAGGCAUAAUCGAUGGCAUAAUGAAGAUUCUAGGCACCGAGAAUCUGGUCUAUCUAUCAGUAGAUAUUGACGUACUUGAUCCAGCCUUUGCGCCAGGAACUGGCACGCCUGAGCCAGGUGGUUGGUCUACCAGAGAGUUUAUUAAUAUCUUGAGAGGUAUUGAAGGUCUGAACCUGGUUGGCGCUGAUGUUGUAGAGGUUUCGCCUAUCUACCAGGGGGCCGGUGAAGAGACGACUUUUGCGGCUGCACAGGUCGUUUAUGAGAUUUUAACGUCUAUGGUUAAGAGAGGACUACAGGACCUAGGAAGAUCAGACAAGGCUACUAAGGAUGAGCUAUGA
Molecule: messenger RNA, 1164 nt
Organism: Fusarium musae
Lineage: Eukaryota; Fungi; Ascomycota; Sordariomycetes; Hypocreales; Nectriaceae
Exons: 3
Coding region: 1-1164 (387 amino acids)
Molecular function (GO): metal ion binding; agmatinase activity
Source: RefSeq, a predicted model, not a curated record